Myotis lucifugus (little brown bat) is the source of this 2537-nucleotide messenger RNA. RefSeq names its product hyaluronan synthase 3 (gene HAS3). Gene Ontology annotation, molecular function: hyaluronan synthase activity. Gene Ontology annotation, biological process: extracellular matrix assembly; hyaluronan biosynthetic process. The record is from RefSeq and is a predicted model, not a curated record. The coding region runs from base 351 to 1289 and encodes 312 amino acids. NCBI's taxonomy places the organism in Eukaryota, Metazoa, Chordata, Mammalia, Chiroptera, Vespertilionidae. The transcript has a single exon.
ACUUUCCAACUGAAGGGUCAGGCCAGGUGCCUGGGUGUUGCUCUGCAUCUUUCUCAAGGCCUUUUCUUUGUCGCUGCCACAGGCUGCCCCUGGGACUGAAGGUGGCUUUGACUGCUAGAGUAACUUCACUGGGACAAUCCAUGCAGACGACACAGUGGCGAGUUGGGCUAGUGCUGGGGAGAGAGGGUGCGGUUGGCUCCCCUGAGCCUCGGGUUUCCCAGCCAUGGCUGGGCUGGGACGGAUGGCCAGGAAUAUGAGCAAUAGGCUAGGAACUCAGGGUAGGGAGGCCUCCUGGUCUCUGGUGUGUGUCUCCUGGGUCUCAUGGUCUCAGGUGCGGAGGCCCAGCAUCUAUGGUUCCCUUACAGAUCCUCAACAAGUAUGAUUCAUGGAUCUCCUUCCUGAGCAGUGUGCGGUACUGGAUGGCCUUCAACGUGGAGCGGGCCUGCCAGUCCUACUUUGGCUGUGUGCAGUGUAUUAGUGGGCCAUUGGGCAUGUACCGCAACAGCCUCCUCCAGCAAUUCCUGGAAGAUUGGUACCAUCAGAAGUUCCUAGGCAGCAAGUGCAGCUUUGGGGAUGACCGGCACCUCACCAACCGAGUCCUGAGCCUGGGCUACAGGACUAAGUAUACAGCGCGCUCCAAGUGCCUCACAGAAACCCCCACCAAGUACCUCCGCUGGCUCAACCAGCAAACCCGCUGGAGCAAGUCUUACUUCCGGGAGUGGCUCUACAACUCUCUGUGGUUCCAUAAGCACCACCUCUGGAUGACCUACGAAUCAGUGGUCACAGGUUUCUUCCCCUUCUUCCUCAUAGCCACAGUCAUACAGCUUUUCUACCGUGGCCGCAUCUGGAACAUUCUCCUCUUCCUGCUGACGGUGCAGCUGGUGGGCAUUAUCAAGGCUACCUAUGCCUGCUUCCUUCGGGGCAAUGCAGAGAUGAUCUUCAUGUCCCUGUACUCCCUUCUCUAUAUGUCCAGCCUCCUGCCAGCCAAGAUCUUUGCCAUUGCUACCAUCAACAAAUCCGGCUGGGGCACCUCUGGCCGAAAAACCAUUGUGGUGAACUUCAUUGGCCUCAUCCCUGUGUCCAUCUGGGUGGCAGUCCUUCUGGGAGGACUGGCGUACACAGCUUAUUGCCAGGAUCUGUUUAGUGAGACGGAGCUAGCCUUCCUUGUCUCUGGGGCCAUCCUGUAUGGCUGCUACUGGGUGGCCCUUCUCAUGUUGUAUCUGGCCAUUAUUGCCCGGCGAUGUGGGAAGAAGCCAGAGCAGUAUAGCUUAACUUUUGCUGAGGUGUGACAUAACCCUCAAGCAGAGCCGGAAAAGUGCAAUGGGUAAGGGAGGGAAGGGGAAUGGAAGAGAAAAGAUGGGGAAGAGAAAGAUGGGGUGGGAGGGAGGAGGGAAUGCUGUUUUAGUUUCUUAAGGGUCCAAAGGACAAAUCUGAAGUGCAAAGAAAGGUGACUGUAGUAUGGCCCUGGGCUGUUUUGCUUAGGGAAGGCAACACCAAUUCCAGCUCAGGGUGGUAGAGGAGACAUGUUUUCAGGCUGCCUGUCUGCUACAUGGUGGUCUCUGGGAAAGAUUCCACUCCUGCCCCAGGAUCCAGAGGGAACUCAGAAGUGUGUUAAAUCAAACAAUAAGUUCCAAUCAGUAGCAACUUCUGAUAGGUAAGUGAGCAAAGCCAGCUGCGGGAAGGGGUUCUCUUAGCCCAUUUGAACACAACCAGAGGUGGGGAGAGAAUUUGAGAUCUGGGCCAGCUAGUAAUGUCUCCCCCCUCCAUUGAGUUAUCAAUGCAAUAAGAUUGUGCCUGAGAUACAAGGCCCAGAAGCCUGAUCUCUGGGCAUCAGAAAACAGGGUACAGGAAUGGUGCUUUAUUAUGUGUACCCCAUUCCACAUCUCAAGGAUGAGCCAAACUAGCAGGGAGUUAGCAUUGAACUGCUUUAAGUGUACAUAAAUGUGAAUGUUAAAAGGGAAAACUUGCCAGGAGGAACAAAGGUUGGUAGUGGUGCUCAAGGCUAUGGGCUAUAUGGAGGCCUAUAUAGAUUCCACCUGGAAACUGCCUAGACAUUUAGAUGAACUUGUCUGCUGAGGAGAGAAAAUGUUUCAGUCAUCUACCAGGGAGAUUAAACCCCAACAUACUAAGAAAGGAAGUGAGGGCUCAGUAUUUCAACCUGUGUACUCCUGAAGUCCUCUUAAAUUCAGCUGAGUCCUAAGAUGGCCACCUCACUGAUUUCAAGUGAUGUAGUCACCUCUUUGCCCUCCUCCUCAUCAGGUAAGUUUCUCAAGGUGGCAAGUGAGUCAGCGCCUGGACUCUCACAGGCUCCUCAGUAACAGGCAAGCCUGCCCUCAGCACAUGGGGGAAUCCUACUAGGAGCCUCUGACCAAAUUGGCUACCAUCUUGGAACUGCUUGGGACGAUCAUUGGCAGCUGGGUAGCAUGCAUGACUUUCAGGCUACAAUUCUUUUUUUUUUAAAUAUAUUUUUUAAGAAAUAUAUUAAAUUUUAGAAAGGAAGGGAGAGGGAGAGAUAGAAACAUCAAUGAUGAGAGAGA